Molecule: messenger RNA, 1550 nt
Organism: Paraphaeosphaeria sporulosa
Lineage: Eukaryota; Fungi; Ascomycota; Dothideomycetes; Pleosporales; Didymosphaeriaceae
Product: beta-lactamase/transpeptidase-like protein
Exons: 3
Coding region: 246-1550 (434 amino acids)
Source: RefSeq, a predicted model, not a curated record
GUGAUGGUGGUCUCACAAAAUAACCAAGCACCAGAUUAUGUUUAAAAUUUCACUAUGGGCUUCUUUAAAGGCACUGGUUCAAACCACGCGAUCGGUACAGCGGAGGUCAUGUUCGGCGGGGCGAAUAUCCCGACUUCCCGUCUUCGUACUUCUCGUUUUCGGACAUAUUUUUGCCCCAAACGGUGUAGUCUAAACAUGAGGAACCUGACGACGAGGAGCAUUUAAGAACGAGGCAUGGCUCGCGAAUGACGCACAUGCAGCGAGAUACCGCUACAGGGUCAGAUAUUCCUCCAAGCAGUAAACGGGCUAAACCAACAGACGCGAUACUCGGAUCCGUAACAAUGGCAAUCUUCGAGCAAAGACUGGACGAGGCGGCGAGUGGUACCAACAGAAAAGUGCUCGGGGUUGUCUGUAUGGCCAUGAAUCGAACUGGCGACACCCUCCUCUCCCACGCCUCAGGCCACACUUCCCUCUCCCCCACCGCCCAACCCAUCACUCCUCUCUCCAUCCUCACCCUCUCCUCCUGCACCAAGCUCCUCACCACCCUCACCGCCCUCCGCCUCGUCCAGGCCUCACCGCCCCUCCUCUCCCUCGACUCAACUACCCUAAUUGAUGAGCAUCUCCCCGAGCUCGCCGCUCAGCCCAUCAUCACAUCCGCUCCCGGCGCUCCUUUGACUUUCGAGCAGCGCAGCAAACCCAUCACCCUCCGCGCACUGCUGACCCACGCGAGCGGCUCCGGCUUCGACAUCUUGAGUCCGCAGCUGCAGGCGUGGCGGCGGAGUAGGGGCGAGCCCUGCGCGGCGCUGAGUGCGGGGUUGCCCGAGGCAGUGAGUGCGCCGGGGUUAUUUGAUCCUGGGGAGGGGUGGGCGUAUGGUGGGGGGUUGGAUUGGGUUGGCCUCCUCAUUGAAAGGACUUGUGGGGAGGGGCUGGGAGUUGUUAUGCGAAAGGAGGUGUGGGAUGUGCUAGGGUGUGACUACCGCGCGGGUUUUUGUCGGAAAGAGCUCGAGGAUGAGGUUGUGGAGGUUGUCACACGGAGCGAGGAUGGGGAUCUGGCACCGUUCAAGUAUCCGCCGACGGAGAUGAAGAGUGAAAGGGGGAGUGGAGGCGUGUACUGCUCCUCUGCGAACUUCGUGCGCGUACUCGCCGACCUGAUUUCGCCGACGCCCAAGCUUCUGACAGCGCAGACCUUGGACUUGCUCUUCAGCGCGCAGUUCGGCGAAGGAUCGAAGCCGCUUGAUUCUCUGCGACAAGCUUCGCCCGUCUUCAAAGGUAUGACUGGUGCGCUUACGGGUGAGUUACCGGCGACUGCAAUCAAUCAUGGGCUGGGCGGACUGCUUGUCACUGAGGAUAAUCCGGAUUUGGGAAGGACGAAGGGGACAAUGACGUGGGGUGGCUCGUGCAAUUGUUUGUGGUUUGUGAACAGGGACGUUGGGAUUGCGGGGUGGUAUGGGAGUUCGAUGUUUCCGCCCGGAGAUCCGACCAGUGGGGAGUUGAUGGGGGCUUUUGCGAGGGAGGUUUGGCAGAGAGUUCGGGAAGGAAAAGGGCAGUGA